AUGGCCAAGAAGAAGGCGGCGCGCGACAAGAUCAUGGCCACCAAGACCGACGAGAAGGGGCUGGUCAUCGUCCAUACCGGCAAGGGCAAGGGCAAGUCGACGGCGGCCUUCGGCAUGAUCUUCCGGCACAUCGCCCAUGGCCGUAAAUGCGCGGUGGUCCAGUUCAUCAAGGGCGGCAUGGAGACCGGCGAGCGCGACCUGAUCGGUCGCCAUUUCGGCGAACUGUGCGAAUUUUACACGAUGGGCGAGGGGUUCACCUGGGAAACCCAGGACAAGAAGCGCGACAUCGAGAUGGCGCGCGCGGCCUGGAAGAAGGCGAAGGAGCUGAUCCGCGAUCCGGACAACAAGAUGGUGCUGCUCGACGAGAUCAACAUCGCCAUGCGCUAUGACUAUGUGCCGGUUGAGGAGGUGGUCGAGUUCCUGCGGGAGGAAAAGCCGCCCAUGACCCAUGUCGUUCUGACCGGACGCAACGCCAAGGACGAGCUGAUCGAUCUCGCCGACCUCGUCACCGAAAUGGAACUGGUCAAGCAUCCGUUCCGCUCCGGCGUCAAAGCGCAGAUCGGGGUGGAGUGGUAG
Messenger RNA from Effrenium voratum, 576 nucleotides. The record is from the annotation of a GenBank genome assembly. Lineage: Eukaryota; Dinophyceae; Suessiales; Symbiodiniaceae.